AUGAAUUAACGAUAGGAAAUAAGUGCCAAAGAAAAUAGUGCAGAUUUUUCAACUACUUUAUAAGAGUGUAGAAAUGGUAAUGCAGCUGAUCAUUAACUAUCAAAAAAAGAAUAAUUUUUGCUUAAAUGCACUAAGCAUUAAGACAUUAUGAUAUAUAAAAAGAGAUAUCAAAUUGGUGAUAGUGUAUUAAUAAAGACAACUAAUCAAAUAGAAUAGAUUGGUUUAAUUUAAAAUUUUUAUGGUUAUCAAUAAGAUGAUAAAACAAUAGUUCCUUUAGUUGAAGUUUAAUGGUAAAUUUAAGUUGUUUGAUUGUAGGUAUUGUACUUAUUAAGAUCUUGCAGAUUCAAUUGAUAAAGACUCUUUUUCUGAAUGUGAAUUUAUUCUUAACUGA
Paramecium primaurelia is the source of this 391-nucleotide messenger RNA. The record is from the annotation of a GenBank genome assembly. Lineage: Eukaryota; Ciliophora; Oligohymenophorea; Peniculida; Parameciidae.